ACACGUUUGCUAUAUCAUUAUUCAGUAGGCUAUAUCUAUUCAUGUCAGGUUAAAGACUAAAAUGACUUGUAUUGAUAGUUUAGUUUGUUAGCUAGCUGGCUGACGUAAAUCGAAAACGCGCGGCAAUGUUUGUUGACGAGGAAAAUAUUCUGACAGAAACGUUAAAACGGGGAACUCAAAAUACCAGACAGACUGCGUCGAAGCAGCUGAGUUUUUUCUCAUGCAGGUGCUGACUGCUGAUGGUUUUUAAGUGGCAGCAGCGUACGUUAGCGGGAGGGGCCACAGUUCGAGACCACAUCGGAAACGCUGUCACGGUUGCCACGGGAGACCACAGAUCGAGAGGACCACUGGAGCGGCCGGAUCCUUCCGGAACGCGAGGCUCGCAAUCCCAACGGCAAAACGCCACGCAAGGCAGCCACGGUCUGAACAGCCACCCAAAGUUGAGAGACUAUUGUAUAACAUAACAUAACAUUACAUAAUUCAGCCCAGCAAUGCUCGCCUUUUCCUACCACUGAAGUGUACCUUCUGCUCAGUUUGCCUAAAAGCUAAAUGGUAUCAAGCCUCGUCUUCUGCCGGUGUGCUUCUGCCUCCACUAUACACCCCCCCGACCCCACCCCCCCAUACCCCAAGAGUGGCUGUGCGUUUGGGCCACCCGCAAAAUGGAGUGCACCGUAAAAUCCAGGGACGUCAAAAUGGAGGCUGAGGACUGGGGUGAGUUUGGCGGUGACGGCGCGGUGCCGGAGGCGGGCGGGCGGGCGCUCCGGGGGGCCCAGCCGGGCUGCUCCGCGGCGCUGAGGCGGGAGAGGGCCGCGAGCCGGAAGGCGCCCCAGGGAGAGGAGUCCGCCGCGCGGGGGAAAGCGCACACGUGCAGCGAGUGCGAUAAGAGGUUCACGCGGCUGGGAAACCUGCGGGCGCACCGCCGGCUGCACACCGCGGAUAAUAAGCCUUACCGCUGCGGCGAGUGCCACAAACGUUUCAGCCAUCGCGGGAACCUGAAAAGCCACCAGCGCGUUCACACGGGGGAGAAACCCUACCGCUGCCCGGACUGCGGACGGCACUUCAGUAACCUGUCACGCAUGAAAGAACACCGGACAAUACACACCGGGGAAAAACCGCACACUUGCUCUCAGUGCGGUAGGAGUUUCAGGCUGUCCACGAUGUUGAGAGUGCACCAGCGCAUACACACCGGGGAGAAACCGUACUGCUGCAGCGACUGUGGCCAGCGCUUCAAGCAGUCGAUAACUCUGAAGCAGCACUGGCGGAUUCACUCGGGAGAGAAACCGCUCUCUUGCAAGGAGUGCGGGAAGUGUUUCAGACAAUCUGGAAGCUUACAAAACCACCAGGCAACUCACAAGGCGGAGAAACCGCACUCUUGCGCGGACUGCGGGAAAGGCUUUAGCCGUGCCUGCAGCUUGAAGGAACACAGACGAGUGCACACGGGGGAGAAACCGUACUUUUGUUCCGAGUGUGGAAACGGCUACAGCCACUUGGUGGACCUGAAGCACCAUCAGCGAAUGCACGCGGGAGAGAAACCAUACUCUUGAUCUUGCCUGCGGGAAGAGCUUCAGAGUGUCAAAGAAAUGCAGGCAACAUCAGCGCAUCCACUCCGGGGAGAAACCGUACUCUUGCAGCGCUUCCACGGCCGAAAGGCAAAGAAGAAGUGGAUUUUCAAGAGUGAUAAAUGACACCGGGCACGGCUCAGUUUGAGUAAAGUCUGGAUUCACCAUUUUAGAUCCUCUGAAAGAGCAUCAGCUCUGUCCCUGCUGGCAUUGGGGCUUGAGGCGUGGAGCUCCGGUUUUUUGGCCUGAUUCAUGUUCCGGUUUCUGGUGACCUUGACUGCCGUGUCUGUUUACGGGUUAAUGCAUCGGGGUUAUGCACCAAUACAGCAAUUCAUUUCUGCCUCAAACUCAGUUUCAACACGGUUUUGUCAACUUUGUUUGGGUUAGAAAGCCAGGGCUGAUCCAAAGCGUUUUAGUGAUCCCCAUGUAUACAACGGCAAUUCAUUUUCAGUUUUUAGAAUAGGACCAAUCUAAAAUAUCGUCAUCAUCAUCAUCAUCAUCAUCAUCAUCAUCAUAAUCAUCACUGUCCUGAUUUAGUUUUUUUACACAAAUAUUUGUUAGUUUGUAGCAUUCAGUUCUGUUUAGUCUAAUACACUGAGGUGUCCUAAUUUGACACAGGACCACUGUCCUGAGGUUAAAGCCACUGUGCACAGCCCUGUGUAUUCUCUGUGCAAGGCUGUGUGGAGCACAGUCUAACUGCCCCCAGGUCAGAACACACUGUAUUUACACGUGUGUAGCACAGCUCUUCUGCUCGAGGGUCUGCGGACGGAGCUUUCGGCUGCCGGAGCCCAUGAAGGAGCAUGAAGGAGAGAGACCACACCGUUGCGCAGAGUGUGGGAAGGCCUUCAGAGGAGCGAGGAGUCUGAGGAAACAUCAGCAAGCGCACGCCAAGCACACGCCAAGCGCACGCCUCGUUCAGGCCACUAGCUCGGCUCAGAAGCAGUGAGGACCCUAUUUGCAGUCGAGUUACCGUGGCGUGUGUGUUCACAGCCUUACAGACCUUAUUUCUGUUCACUGUUUGCCUGUCUGCUGGUUUCUGCCGAUAUCUAUGCAGCUGUGAAUGCACUUUUCUGUUCAGUUGGAUUGCUUGGUUGCUGGUAAGACUAAUGUGAAUUAGUGUAAAUAUUUUGUCAACAUUGGUGAAAAUGUUGUUUUUCCAUUUUUAAAUGACAAACACUUUAAUUUGCUUUCAUCUUUAUUGGGGUUCCAAAGAUCCAAGUCUGGUUCAGACGCACCUCCAGUCUGUGUCGUCCAGAACAAUUUGACUCUCGCAAUUCGCUGCUUUAAUCUUUCAGUAUCUCUGACGGGUGUCGGGUGAGCCGAUCUCCAUGGACUUCAGCAGACUGCCCACCCAUCCGCUGCCCUGCUUGUGAAACGCUGUUCUUUUCCAUUAAGUUUUGCACAGUCGUUCAUCUGUGCUUGCUGACACACAUUUUCAAUGGCAUAUUAUUGUGUUGUUCGCUCACGUUGUGUUGAAGCACACAUUUUGCAGGUCUUUAUUGUUCAAGUGUAAAAUUAAGUCCCAUAGAGUCAUGACCCAAGAUAUAUCACAAAGGCCAACAAUGGCUUACAGGUACAAUGGGUAAUUUCGGACUUCUAACGGUCAAGAGAGGAAUAGCAGCAACAAACACCCUCAAACCACAGCACUGUUCAUCCCUCCCCCUUCUCUGUGAAUGGGCGGCCUGUAGCGUAGUGGUUCAGGUACAGGACUGGGACCCGCAAGGUCGGUGGUGCGAUUCCCGGUGUGGCCACAAUAAGAUCCGCACAGCCGUUGGGCCCUUGAGCAAGGCCCUUAACCCUGCAUUGCUCCAGGGGAGGAUUGUCCCCUGCUUAGUCUAAUCAACUGUACAUCACUCUGGAUAAGAAUGUAUGCCAAUAAUGUAAUGUAAUGAAUGCGCUGACAUUAAAACGCCAUUGGCUGUGGCAACUGGAACCAA
This is a messenger RNA of Conger conger (European conger), 3496 nucleotides long. RefSeq names its product zinc finger protein 239-like. The transcript is spliced from 2 exons. The coding region runs from base 660 to 1544 and encodes 294 amino acids. NCBI's taxonomy places the organism in Eukaryota, Metazoa, Chordata, Actinopteri, Anguilliformes, Congridae. The record is from RefSeq and is a predicted model, not a curated record. Gene Ontology annotation, biological process: regulation of immune system process; regulation of cytokine production; negative regulation of transcription by RNA polymerase II.